UAGAAAAUAAAGAAAGAAAUGGGUGCAAUGUUGAAGAUAGUCGAUCGGAUACUGUUAAUGAACUAUUUCAUAUUGGCUAUCGUGACGCCGUUGAUCGAUUCGCAGACAUGUCUGCCGGCCGAACUGUUCCCGGAGAUAUUGAUAAAGGUGAGGAGUUGGUACACUCAAGGAUGCGGUGACUUUCUGUACGAGGAGAAGCCAACUUUCUUCGUGGCUAUGGUUUGGACAGAAAUGAUAGUGCAUUGGCCUCUUGUUCUUUUAAAUAUCUAUUCAAUGUUAACUGUGAAGCCUUGGUAUCAAACUACUUGCUUGAUCUAUAACACCUCCAUAGCCACUUUUAUGGUUCCGAUAAUAGCGGUACUGUUGGAUUCAGGGAGGGCAUCAACGGAACUGAUGUUUAACUAUUACCCUUCAAUGGCUAUCGCAGUACUCGGCAUAGUGCGUGGGCUCUUCCCUACCAACACAGCUUCGGCUACCGGCAACGGACCCGCUUCUUCCAUUAAGAAGAAAGCUUGAUAGGAUCUCCGGGUUUUCUUUUUGGUUGACAUCUCUAGUUUGUGGUCUGUUUUUCAAAAGGGAUAGCAGUAAAAAUAUUUACAUGUAAUAAUUUAGGAGCAUUUACUUCAAGGUUAGGAUUCGAAAUCAAAAUGAGAAUGUGCA
Messenger RNA from Mercurialis annua (annual mercury), 660 nucleotides. RefSeq lists its product as uncharacterized. Gene Ontology annotation, cellular component: endoplasmic reticulum. NCBI's taxonomy places the organism in Eukaryota, Viridiplantae, Streptophyta, Magnoliopsida, Malpighiales, Euphorbiaceae. The record is from RefSeq and is a predicted model, not a curated record. The transcript has 2 exons. The coding region runs from base 19 to 516 and encodes 165 amino acids.